Molecule: messenger RNA, 1405 nt
Organism: Cryptococcus amylolentus CBS 6039
Lineage: Eukaryota; Fungi; Basidiomycota; Tremellomycetes; Tremellales; Cryptococcaceae
Exons: 5
Coding region: 164-1285 (373 amino acids)
Biological process (GO): transmembrane transport; zinc ion transport
Cellular component (GO): membrane
Molecular function (GO): metal ion transmembrane transporter activity
Source: RefSeq, a predicted model, not a curated record
ACCGCCGCCCCCGCCGUCCCGCCGCCCCCCCGCCCCUCAGCGUCCCCCAGUACAGCACAGCGUGACAGCGCUACGCUCCCCCACCCUACCGUCUGGGUCCUCAUCCAAACCCAGCGACGAGUAUAUCUUGAACGUCUUCCGCCUUCAGCCCACAUCGCCCCUCAUGCCUAUCGCAACCCUCCUCGUACAGUCCGGCUGUAUGUUUGCUGCCAGCUUCAUCGUCGGCAGCCUCCCAUUAUGGUUCAAGUCUGCAACAUCUGGCCAACGCUUGCAGAUCGUUUCGGUGCUUGGAAUGGGCCUUCUCGUCGGAGCCGCACUCACCAUCAUUAUACCAGAAGGAGUAUCGACUCUCUAUGCAGCUCUACCGCAAGAUGGUCACGAUGGCAAUGAAUCUGCUAUUCACGCCACUGGAGUCAGUCUUCUGGCCGGGUUCUCUUUGAUGCUCUUAAUCGAGAGUCUCAUACCACAUCCACCCAGCCCACCUCCCCAAGCCACAGACUUUACCUAUGAAUCACCCCCGAGCUCCCCUGCUUCCUCGGAGCCCACACCACGUCCUUCAGCGCAGCACCUCAAUUCGUCAACCCCGAUGAUCUCCAAGCCAAAGCGCAUGUCGGUGGACGACUCGGCGAGCGAAGGUGCUGCUACAGUCAGCGCGGUACACGGACUGAACGCUACAUUGGGACUGGUCAUACAUGGCGCCGCAGAUGGCAUUGCCUUGGGUGCGAGCAGUCUGGCGUCUAGUAACAGCAGUCUCGGGCUUGUCGUGUUUCUCGCAGUCCUCAUCCACAAAGGACCAACUGCUCUGGGACUCACGACUACUCUCUUGUCUCUCUCCCUGCCCCUGUCGUCGAUCAGGCGACGGCUCAUGAUCUUUUCGUGCGCUGCUCCUGCUGGCGCCAUCGCUACAUUCUUGCUUGUCAGCGCGUUCGGUUCUCGCAGCCUGGGCGGUAGUAGAAAUGGAGGCGAUCCUCUGGGCUGGUGGACUGGUAUCGCCCUGCUCUUUUCUGUAGAUACGCUAUACGAUACCCAACCGUUCAACGCUGAUGACCCAAUAGGGCGGAUCUUUUCUCUAUGUCGCUACCGUCAUACAACCCAUAUCCUCGGCUACCGACUCCCAUGCCCACAGCCACAGCCAUCACCAUCCCGAAAGCGGGCAUGGCCCAGAACCGUCAGUCGAAGACCGUACACUGGGCAAGUACCAACGGACAGCACUGUUGAUGGGCGGGAUGAUCCUGCCAGUGUUUUUGAGUUUGUUUGUAGAGCACUCGCAUUCAUAGGCAGGUGACGACGUGUGACAAGGGCGGAGCGUGAAAGAAUGAUCUCGAGAGACAUCGAAUGUACGAAUGAGCCAUCAUCAUAGAGCUUCAUGCACAAUCAUAGUGCAGGUUUGGCGAUACAAUACAUG